CGGGAGCGCGGCCCCGGGCCCGCGGCUGGAGCUGGCGGCCGAGCGCGGCCCCGGAGCCGCCCCUCUCCGCUAUGGGCCUCCUGUCGGACCCGGUGCGCCGCCGCGCCCUCGCCCGCCUCGUGCUGCGUCUCAACGCGCCGCUCUGCGUGCUGAGCUACGUGGCGGGCAUCGCCUGGUUCCUGGCGCUGGCUUUCCCGCCGCUGACCCAGCGCACGUACAUGUCGGAGAACGCCAUGGGCUCCACCAUGGUGGAGGAGCAGUUCGCGGGCGGGGACCGGGCCCGGGGCUUGGCCCGAGACUUCGCGGCGCACCGCAGGAAGUCGGGGGCUCUGCCAGUGGCGUGGCUGGAGCGGACGAUGCGGUCAGUGGGGCUGGAAGUGUACACGCAGAGCUUCUCGCGGAGGCUGCCCUUUCCUGAUGAGACCCACGAGCGCUACAUGGUGUCUGGUACCAACGUGUACGGCAUCCUGCGGGCCCCGCGCGCUGCCAGCACCGAGUCCCUGGUGCUCACCGUCCCCUGCGGCCCGGACUCUACCAACAGCCAGGCAGUGGGGCUGCUGCUGGCACUUGCUGCCCACUUUCGGGGGCAGAUUUACUGGGCCAAAGACAUCAUCUUCCUGGUGACAGAACAAGACCUUCUGGGUACAGAGGCUUGGCUGGAGGCCUACCACGACGUCAACGUCACCGGCAUGCAGUCGUCCCCCCUGCAGGGCCGGGCGGGGGCCAUCCAGGCAGCCGUGGCUCUGGAGCUGAGCAGUGACGUGGUCACUAGCCUCGAUGUGGCUGUGGAGGGGCUCAAUGGGCAGCUGCCCAACCUCGAUCUACUCAACCUCUUCCAGACUUUCUGUCAGAAAGGGGGGCUGCUGUGUACGCUGCAGGGCAAGCUGCAGCCCCAGGACUGGACAUCCGUCGACGGGCCGCUGCAGGGUCUGCAGACUUUGCUGCUUAUGGUUCUGCAGCAGGCCUCCGGCCGCCCCCACGGCCCUCAUGGCCUCUUCCUGCGCUACCGUGUGGAGGCCCUGACCAUCCGUGGCAUUAACAGCUUCCGACAAUAUAAGUAUGACUUGGUGGCAGUGGGCAAGGCCCUGGAGGGCGCGUUCCGCAAGCUCAACCACCUCCUGGAGCGCCUGCAUCAGUCCUACUUCUUCUACCUGCUCCCGGCACUGGCCCGCUUCGUGUCCAUCGGCCUCUACAUGCCUGCUGCCGGCUUUCUGCUCUUGGUCCUUGGUCUCAAAGCUCUGGAGCUGUGGAUGCAAUUGCAUGAGGCCGGAGUGGGCCCCGAGGAGCCUAGGGGGGCCUCUGGACCUAGCCCUCCCGUCCUGCCAGCACAGAGCGUCGGGCUGGCCUCGCUUGUGGCGCCCUUGCUGAUCUCACAGGCCAUGGGUCUGGCCCUCUACAUCCUGCCGGUGCUGGGCCAACAUGUGGCUACCCAGCACUUCCCCGUAGCCGAGGCCGAGGCCGUGGUGCUGACUCUGCUGGCCAUCUACGCGGCAGGCCUAGCCCUUCCGCACAGCACCCAGCGGGUGGUGAGUGCACAGGCCCCAGACAGAGGCUGGAUGGCAUUGAAGCUGGUGGCCCUCAUCUACCUGGCACUGCAGUUGGCCUGCAUCACCCUCACCAACUUCUCGCUGGGCUUCCUGCUGGCCGCCACCAUGGUGCCUGCUGCCGCGCUCACCACGCCCUGCGGGCCCCGGCCCCUCUACGCUGCCCUGCUGGUGCUCACGAGCCCAGCAGCCACGCUCCUGGGCAGCUUGUUCCUGUGGCGGGAGCUGCAGGAGGCCCCGCUGUCCCUGGCUGAGGGCUGGCAGCUCUUCCUGGCGGCGCUGGCCCAGGGCGUGCUGGAGCACCAUACCUACGGUGCCCUGCUCUUCCCGCUGUUGGCUCUGGGCCUCUACCCCUGCUGGCUGCUCUUCUGGAACGUGCUCUUCUGGAAGUGACGUGCGGCUCACAGCCCUGCAGCGUCAGGACUGGGGUGGCAAAUCCCCGCGUUGUCUCUUUGGGAAAUAAACAGCUUUGUUUCAGCUGC
This is a messenger RNA of Neogale vison (American mink), 2026 nucleotides long. RefSeq names its product glycosylphosphatidylinositol anchor attachment 1 (gene GPAA1). NCBI's taxonomy places the organism in Eukaryota, Metazoa, Chordata, Mammalia, Carnivora, Mustelidae. The transcript has 12 exons. Bases 72 to 1937 code for a protein of 621 amino acids. The record is from RefSeq and is a predicted model, not a curated record. Gene Ontology annotation, biological process: attachment of GPI anchor to protein. Gene Ontology annotation, cellular component: membrane; GPI-anchor transamidase complex.